AUGAAAGGAAGUGUUUUAGCCAAUCAUUUGGCCUCCCAACCUAUUGAUGAUAAUCAAUCUUUACAAGAAGAUUUCCCAGACAAAGAGAUCAUGUAUUUGAAAUCAAAAGAUUACGAAGAACCUUUACAUGGAGAAGGACCUGAUCCCGAAUCCCGAUGGGGUUUGAUCUUUAAUAGAACUGUUAAUGCUUAUGGUAAAGGAAUUGGGGCAAUCAUUGUUAUGCAACAAGGUUCUCAUGUACCGUUUACUGCAAGACUGAUAGAUUACGCCCGAAGACUGCUAGCCUUCUUCAACAAAGUUGAAUUCCAUCACAUACCUCGUGAGGAAAAUCAAAUGGCAAAUGCAUUGGCUACUCUAGCUUCCAUGUAUCAAGUGAAGUUUCCAAAUGAAGCUCCUCAAAUUACAAUCAUGCGCCUGGAUAGGCCGACUCAUGUAUUCACUGCUGAAGCUGUCACAGAUGACAAGCCGUGGUUUUAUGACAUCAAAAUCUUCUUACAAAAACAAGAGUACCCACCUGGGGCAUCUAGCAAAGACAGAAGAACAUUGAGAAGAUUGUCUGGUAAUUUCUUCCUAACUGGAGAUGUGCUCUACAAAAGGAAUUUUGAUAUGGUAUUGCUCAGAUGUGUGGAUAGACACGAAGAAAACCAAUUAAUGCAAUAA
Messenger RNA from Vicia villosa (hairy vetch), 660 nucleotides. RefSeq lists its product as uncharacterized. The transcript has 2 exons. The record is from RefSeq and is a predicted model, not a curated record. NCBI's taxonomy places the organism in Eukaryota, Viridiplantae, Streptophyta, Magnoliopsida, Fabales, Fabaceae. Gene Ontology annotation, molecular function: nucleic acid binding; RNA-DNA hybrid ribonuclease activity. The coding region runs from base 1 to 660 and encodes 219 amino acids.